Molecule: messenger RNA, 696 nt
Organism: Otolemur garnettii (small-eared galago)
Lineage: Eukaryota; Metazoa; Chordata; Mammalia; Primates; Galagidae
Gene: CUNH10orf95
Product: chromosome unknown C10orf95 homolog
Exons: 2
Source: RefSeq, a predicted model, not a curated record
AUGUUGUGGCAGCGCCCGAGGAGGGCUUCUGGCCUCUGCCGCUGCCCUUCACCUGCACCUACCUGCCCGCCUCUCUGCUGCUGCCCCCUAUCCAAGCCCACAAUUUCUGCAGCCGACCCUGGAGCCUGAGCGCGGGCAAGUGGAUGGCGCCACGAGAAUACCACUGCUUCUACAGCCCAGGAGCGCCUCUGGCCGCCCCGCCGCCCUGGUGGGCCUUCCCGCCUGUCUACGGCCCGGCCCCGCGCCCCCUCUUCCCGGCCGACAGCGUCUCGGCUCCAUCGCCGCAGGUGCUCGCGGCCGGGUCAGGGACUACCGCGGCUGAGAGCUGGGCGCAGUGGCCCGAAGGCAGCAGCCUGGACGCCAAGUUGCACUGGGGACGUGUGGAGCGCGCGCAGGGGCCGCGCCUCCAGCUGCCCGACUUCGUGCGCCGGGAGUUGCGGCGCGUGUACGGCACGUACCCUCGCACCGACGUGCGCGUCACCCACCGCCGCGGCGAGUUCCUGCUGCAGGGAGUGCCGCGAGUCGGCGAGCCAGAGUACCGCGUGGAGAGGCGCGUGGUGCGCCAGCCCACCAGCGCCGGCAGCAGCGGCAGCCCGACCCGGAAAGCCGCGGAGCGCGGCCGCCCCGGGAAGAGGAGAGGCCUGAGCUGAUGGAGCCGUCGGGUAGAGCCGCCGGCCCUCGAGAACGGGCGCGCCU